UUGGAAGAUGGUUAAUGGAGAUCGGAAGUGCUGAAGUAAUGGCUUGAAUCAUAGUUUGUGUUGUUGAAUACACGGAUAUUUCCGUCUGGAUGAGUGUGUUGCUGAUAUUUUCAAAGUAGCCGUAAGCUGGUGGUGAUAAUAGUAAGUAGUGUUAACUCUCUGUAUUUUGUAAGCAUUACAAUGCGCGAGUUUAAAGUAGUUGUCCUCGGUUCGGGCGGGGUUGGUAAAAGUGCACUUACGGUACAAUUCGUGUCUGGUUGUUUCAUGGAAAAAUAUGACCCAACAAUUGAGGAUUUCUACAGGAAGGAGAUAGAGGUUGAUAAUUCACCAUGUGUGUUGGAAAUAUUGGACACGGCAGGUACAGAGCAGUUUGCAAGUAUGCGCGAUUUGUACAUUAAAAACGGACAAGGUUUUGUUGUGGUUUACAGUUUGACAAAUCACCAAACGUUCCAAGAUAUCAAAACAAUGAAAGAUCUUAUUACUCGCGUUAAAGGAACAGAAAGGGUGCCAAUCCUACUCGUUGCUAACAAAGUUGAUCUUGAAAAUCAACGUGAAGUUGAAACUAAUGAAGGCGACGGUUUGGCUCGCAUUUGGGGUUGCCCAUUUGUUGAAGCAAGCGCCAAAAACAGGACAAAUGUGAAUGAAGUGUUUGCAGAAAUCGUAAGGGAAAUGAAUGUCAGUCCAGAAAAAGAGAAGAAAAGUUAUUGCUGCUGCUCAUUACUGUAAUGUGUAGUUCAGUUGGGCCUCCAAUUGAACACAAAUUAUCCUGCUGUAAACGUUUUUAUUGAUCAACGUUAAUCAGGUAUAGUUAUUGGGCCUAGUCGAUAAGCAUUUUGAGGAAAUGUCUAAUAAAAAAAGUCCAGCCCUAUAUAUUUUAAUUUCUUUUUGGGCAUGUAUGCCAAUCUUAAGUAGCAGUCAUGUUUAAAUGUUUUGUGUAUUUACAUGUUAAAUAUGCCCGCAGUUAAUUAUAUUUUCGCUUUUUACUCUAUUGUAAAUAUUCUUUACAUUUGGUUUAUAUUGUGGCAAGUUUUUUGAUUAAUUAUGCAUAGUGCCUCAUUCAGCAUACAAUUAGUGUAGAAUAAUGUGAAUGACCAUUUAUAUUAAGAAACUCCUAACUGACCAAAUCUCGGAGAUAUCUUCAUAGUGUGAUAAUAGACUAAUUACAUUGAACCUUUUAGAUUUUUUACUUCAUACACAUAUGUAAAUAGCCUAUUUUGUGUGCAAAAUAUAUAUUUAUUACAAUAGUCAAUUUUGUGUGGUAAAGUUGGCCUAUGUUCUAAUGUUACAAUGCAGUUGCUCUGCUGAAGAGAUUGAAGGGCUGUAAUAAUGUGUUGUAAUGUUUUUAAAGUUAAUAACUGUAUAGUCAUCAAAGAAGUGAGUGUUUUAUAUGAUAGGCUGGUAACUUGGCAGUGUUUCUAAGUUUAUUAAUGUGACUGAAAUCACUGACUAGUAGAAACAGUGUUGGGAUUAUCAGAUAAAAUAAUGAAUUUUAAUGACUAGCGGCAUAAAUAUUUUGUAGCCUCAGCAGUAAACAGAAGUUAAGUAACAGCAAAUACUAAUUAAAAGGUAAAAGUUACUGUCUUGUGUAGACUAUAUACAUUUUAUUACUAAAAAAGGCCUAUUUAGGAAUUUCAUUUUGAGCCCAUGCUGUUACUUGAAAGCUAAUUGUUUCAUUACCUGUAUUUAUGAAAAAAAAUGCUGGUAUAAAUGGAACCAAAAAUUGUUUUAAAUGAGUUAAUUUAUCCAAUGUGGCAAUUUGACGGUUUCAAAAUGUCCCCACAGUUCUGAUUGUAGAUCUACAUGUGCUCUGUUCAAAUUUGAAGUAAUUUAAGUAAACCUACAUAAUACUUCAUGCUAGGACCCUGUAUCAUUGUUAAAAUGUGCUUACUAUUAAUUUGCAGUGUGGCACAGCAUAUCAAGUGCCUUUGUUUUGUUUAUCUAAAAAGUUCUAUUACAAAGUUAACUAUUAAAGCUUGCUCUACAUUUGCCACAGCUAAUGCAGUCACAAGAAGUUAAAGGCACAGUCAUAGGUAGUGUUGCUAAAUUUGUGCUUAACCCACCAAAGGAAAAAUCAUAUGCAUGGCAUACUUACAGGAAAUUGACAAAAUUGGAAGUUUACUGUGUGCCGUGAGCAGUGUUGAGUGUGCAGCUAAUCAGAAAACAUAUAUUUUAUACUUUGUUAGGAUGCUUGAUAAGCAUAUCUUUAAAGAAAACAGGAAGGUAAAUAAUUGAACUUUAGUAAAAAGCCUAUUUUGUCUUAUGUAUUCUGAAGAUAACAGGUAGGUAUAUUAAUUUUUUUCAUGGCAAGUCAUAUUAACUGUACAUAAUAAUUCCAUUAGGAAAAUGGUACUAUUCUUACAGCACAUUUUUCCUGUAAAGUAGUAAUAGAAUUCCAAAAAUACUUAGUUUUGGACAAUAGAAACAUUCCUGUAUUUACCCUGAAAACAGUGUUUCUAUAUUCCUACUGUUUUUGAGAAAUCACCAUUACUAGAUUACAUUUUUACACAAUACCUGUGCAUUAAUGUGGCUGCUACCAUUUUUUCCUUUCUCGUGUGUCUUUGUGUGUGAUGAUUUGGGGAACUUUAGUUAAAUUGUCAAAAUGUAAAAGUGGUAGAUUAUGUUUGGUUAGCUACAUUAAAAAUACUUCAAAAUAAUGUGAAUGGUUGGUUGGGUUAGGCUAGCUACAUAUUAAAUGGGUUAAUUCCUACGCAACCAUUAAAAAUAUUUUUAAGUUUUUUUAACGUAGCUAUACUAACCCAACCAUUCGUCCACAACUGUUUUGAAAUAUUUUUAGACAGUUAACCUAACGUAAUUGACCAUUUUCACAAUUUGACUGAAGUUCUCCCAUUCAUGUACACAGAGACCCACACAGGAAAGUGAAAAAGGGCGGUGGCCAUGUCAAUGCACACACAUUGUAAGGUAAGUUAUAAACAGUGAUUUCUCAGAAACCACAAGGAAUUCAGAAAUGCUGUUGUUGGGGUUAAUACAGGAACAUGACUGUUUGAAAAUAACGUAUUUUUGGAAUUUUAUUAUUACUUCACAGGAAAGCCGCACUGUAAGAACAUUACUGGAAAAAUAAAUGCUUGGUUUUUUUAAUGCAAUUGUCAAAAGAUAUAAAAUGUGAGAAGAGGUUUGGAAAUGGUUGUGUGGGGUACAAACAUAGCAGCCUACAAAUUAUAUUUGUGUUUGUGCUAGAUUUUUGUGCUGUUGUGAAUAUAGUUCAGGCGUUAGUAAUUUCUAAUUCCAAACUUUCUGGCUUUCAAUUCUUCAUUGUUUUACAUUGAGAUAGUUAUAAAUAUUUAUAUUUUAUAACUUUCUUUGUACCAGUUAAAGAUUUUUUUCCCUAUGUUUUGCAAUGAUUAUUUUCCUCAAAAAAGUAUUAUGUAAUUUUGAUGCUCUGUAAAGUAUUUAAAAAACUAACUAUAUCACCUGUUGCUUUAACACUAUAAUACUGUAGUAUUUUGUACUUAAGAUCUGCAGAUAGGGCUAUACAUAUUUAUUUGCCUAAUAAACCAGGUAUUUCUUCUUUUUUUUUAUCUGGCAUUAAAUCUGCACAAUAGUUUGGUGCAAAGCAGGUUGGUCUAAUUAAAAUAUUGUCACAUUUCUGAAUUGAAGCAUAGGAUUUAUAAGUGAAUCACUGGGACCUAUGUUGUAAGACUUUGGUUAUUGAACUACAUUAUGACAACCAACGAAGAAGGUUUAAUGUAAUGCAGGAUAUUUAUGUUGGACCAACUUUGCUUGUCAAUUCCUGUGAUAUACCAGUUAAUCAUUGCCAUACACCUUUCUAUUGCGAUUCAGCCAUCAAUACUAGAUUUAUUAUGUGGCCUGACCUGUUGUAUGCUGUGCCCCUGUGAUUCAUCUGUUAUUCCUAGGGUGACACUAGGUAAAUGUUGAAAGUUGGUGGUUAUUUUUGAAAAAAAUCAGAAUAUUGUGUUUUUCAUUGCAGUAAAGUCCUGCUAAUCCAAAACUCGUGCUAAUCCAAUUGAGUUUAAUAGUAUAUAUAUAUUUAUUUUUUAUUUAAAAAUUUUUGUUCUUCACCCAACGUGAUAACUUAAUUCUUAUAGAGAUGCAUUUUACUACAUGCUGUUGAAUUAUGGCAAUUAUUGGGCUCAUCCUAAAAUAUGCUAAUCCAGACAGUUCUGGACCCCCAAUUAGUUUGGAUUAGCAGAACUCACUGUACUACUAACGUUGCUUCUUUAUCCCACAAAAAGGUGAUUUCGAAUUCCAGCAGUAUUCUGAAAACACUCUGUAGUGGGCAUGCCUUGCCUUUUCAUAAAUUUAAUACAGCUUAUUACAAUGUUAAAACAUAAAUAUUGUACACACACAUGUAUUUUUUAAACACAUUUUCCAUACUUGACGUGGCGCUCACACUUAAGCAUUCAUUGAAAGGGAAAACACGGUGCAUCUUGAAUUCAGUGAAUUUUUAAAUUGACAUACAUAAUCACUCACUGAGUAGUUCAUCAAUCAUUAUAUAACGCACAAUAUCUCGCACGUUCACAAACAAUUAAAGCGUAUCCACACAUUUCAUGUGCUUUCAAUUCCAACUGAUCAAAGUGACCAGUUACUGUAAUGCCAGAAAUGGAAAUUCCUAGUACUUAAAAAACUCUUGUUGUAUUAUUUUAUAUUUUAAUAGUGUAUCAAUUUAUUACAAACCAGUUGGUAUUAAUGUGUAAAUUCUUUUUCUAUCAUAACAGAGACAAAACAUAUUAAUUGUAAAGUAAUUUAUGGUGCAAUUGGUAUGUUUGUGAUAAACCUGUCUAUCAUUUACAUUUAAAAAAAAAAAAACACUUGUAAUAUUUUCAAUGCCCUUUCAGUGAAUAAUGUAAUAUUAAUUCUAGUUGCAAAUAAAAUUAUUGUGUUCAUUUAUCUCGUAUAUUUACAAAAAGCAGCUACUUUCAACAAUUACCAUAUACUAGUGCUUAUUAUGUUGUUUUUUUUUCAUGAACUACUACACUCAUUGCUGUUUAGUUUGUUUUUCUUCUGGUUGGCCUUGGCCUAAAUCUUUUGAAAUAAUUAUUUUUUGAUAAUUGUAAUAGCAGUAGGUACAACCUGAUUUUUAUCAUAUUUUCUAAGACUUUGCUUUGUGAUGAAUCAGAAUCCAAACCACUUUUCAUUUAUUGUAACUUAAUUUUGGAUACUUUAUUGUAUAAAUAUACAAUUUAUUAUUUAUCAAAAGGCUGUGAUGGAGUAUUGUCUGAAAGUCACCACGUUUUGUUAUAAUGGAUCUUUGUGUGCACACACUACUACUGCUGAGAUUUUUACUUUUCUAAAAUGUCGUAACUACAUCAGUUUUAUGAGCAGUUUCUGCCAAUUACGAAACUUGCUAGUAUUCUCAGUUACUGGUAGUAAAUUUAUAAAUACUGCCUGUAAUACAGUUGUUUAUUGUAUACAUCAUAUAUUUAAAUACACACUUUUUCAUGGUGGUAAUGUUAAAGAUUAUUUGUAAGUAUAUUGUUUGAUAAAACCACAGUCUUUCGAGCUGUAAUGGUUAUGUAAAUAGUUAUUUGUCAGAUUGAAAUAACAUUUAACAUUUGGCAUUUACUCUCAUUGCAAUGGUUGUACUUGCAGUAAAAACCUUUUAAUAUGAAAUUUGAGUUUGUAAAACCAUGCAUAAAUCCUGAACUCUAUAUUUGCUAUAUGAAGUAAUUUGUUUAGAAGAACAAAAGGUAACUGAACUAUAAAUAGUAAAUAAGCUCCAUUUUUGGUUAGGCCUUUGAAACUGAUAAAUGGCUGUUAUUUGUGCAUUGCUACAGUAGAUUGAAUAUAAGACUAGAUUGUGCGUGCUAGCUGUGCAGUAACAUAUUUGUUGUCCUAACUUUGUAUGGUUUAUUUGCCAGUAUAACUGUUCUACACAUGGUCAUAGCUUACACAGUUGCCACAUUGUUUAAGUUUUAAAUAUCUCUUAGCAUCUCUAUUUUAUGUCUGUAACAUUUUAAAACGUGAUGUCAAAUUACAACCUUACAUUUGAUUAUUCUAACAAAAGUGUGUGCCUGUUAAAUUGCAAAUGUAAAAAAAAAUGUUUUUGUUUACAUUAGAUUUGACAUUUUGAUUGAUAAAUUGUAAGUCAAUCAAUAAUGGCCCCAUGCACAAACAAAAAGAAUAUGUAUCAUUCUGUGUUUGCAUCAUUAGACUAGCACAAUAAAUUGGCCAGUAGUAUACUACAAAAUUGAAUAACUUAAAUGAAAGUGUAGAUGAACAAAUAUUUUAAUAAGUGUGUUUUACAUAACCUAAAUAAAAUUUUGAAACUUUGUAGUUUAAGUGAACAUAUUAAUUUUGUAUUAUACUAUAGUAUUUUAUUUUAAUUGGGCGAAAUGUCCCGUUUAUACGGUUUUGUUUCUUUGGUAGGUCACCUAAGUAAGCAGAGGAAGAUAGUUCAUAUGAGUUGCUGAAAUCUAACACUAUUUUGUACAUAUUUGUGCACUGUGUCUAUAUUUUCAUUUCCUGUGAUAUUAUUACUAUUCUACAGCUGGUAAUGCCUAUUUGAUAAGUUUGAAAAUAUAGACUUAUUAUUAUUAUUAUUAUCAUCAUUUACUCUCAUAAUGUCCACGCUAACAGAAUGUAUAUUAGCUUUAAAGUUUAAUGACAAUGCUGAUGUAUUAUUACAAUAUCAAUUUCAUGCCUAAUAUAAGUAAAAAAAGACAGGAUAACACAAGUGAAUAAAAAUACACUAGGCAAAACACAAACUACAGAUCCUAACAUUCAAUUAGAACUCUGGUGAUUUUUAGGUUUUGUGUUGUUUAUGUUUGUUUAUUAUGUUUUUAUUCAUCUGUGUUGGGUUAUUUAGUUUUCACUUAUGUUAGGCAAUGGGAAAGUUAUAUUGAAAUUAAUAUGCCAGUAAUAGCAUAAGGCUUCAAUAUUGGAAUUUUGGUUAUGUUAAUUUAGUAAGCAUUUUAAGGAUGGGAAGGCAAGCUUACAUAUUAUAAAGAAGAUUGUGUUUUUUUUUUUCACUCAAUAAUUAUUCUUAAUAUUAUUAUUCCUGGUUUGAAAUAAUGUACAAAAUAAUGAAAAUGUUAGUGUGGAUAUUUGUUUGGUUGUUUGUUGUUAAAUUGUGCAAUAACAUUUAUUUAAAACACAUGGACUAGGAAGAUUCUGUGUUAACAUGAUUUGAUGAUUACCAACGGAAGUUUGGCAUGUCGGUUCUCACCUGCAUUAAAUAAUAAUUUAUGCAAUUAUUUAGCAUAUAGUGUUUUAAUUUUAAAUUUUUACUGAAAAUAAUUGCUUUUGGUUAUUAUUUUGAUAUUUAUAUAUACGUACACACCAAAUGUUAUUUUUAUUUUAUACAUAAAUAUAGUGUAAUUUGUGACUGGGUGUGACAAAAAGGUGUCAGCUUGUUAUAAUUUACCAGCAUAUAUUGUAAAAACCUACCUAUUCUAAUGUUUAUGCAAGUUUUAUAUAGUUCCAACAAAUUUUUUUGCAGGCCACAGUCCAUUGUUUGAAUGUAAUCGCCUGGAUAGAUGAAAUUGCAAGAUAUUUUCACGGUGUAACUUUUCAUUAUGUUAUAGCAUUAACUUGUAUUGCAGCAAGCUUGGACUUAGGCUGUAGCAUAUAUUAUUUUUUUCAAUUUGUGAAGGUUAUAUUAUUAUUGGUUACUAGCAUUGUAAAUAUUAUAGUAUUUGUUUACGACACCAAAAAUUGUAAAUAUUUCAUAAUUGCACAUAUAAUGUAGAAGACCAAAGAAAGAUAUGAUGGAAUGUUGUAAUAGUAGGCCUGACUUUUUAUGACUUACUGGAAUGUGUAGUUACCACAGACUUUCCAUGCAUAAUGCUUAACUGGUUUCAUUUACAGAGUAUGAAAAAUAAAUUAAUCUGAACCUUAAAAAAGACAAUUUGUAAAAUUUUUGGUAAGUUUUGUGAUUACCUGUAAACAUUUAUGUACCUACGUUAACUUCAGACAGGUCUACUGCAUUAAAAUUAUCUACAUGGAUUACACAAAUAUAGAUGAUGAUGAAAUUUAUGUUGUUGAAAUGAAAUGGGAUUCAGAUAAGAAAAAAAUUAAUAAAUUUUUUUGUGUUUGAGCAAUUUUCAGAUAUUUUUCAGCAUUGCAUUUGUUGGUUAAACUCAAAAGAAUGGACCUUAUCAGAAAGAAACUGAAUGAAUACAGUGCAAUCAGAGUGUUACACAAUUCUUGGAGAUUGUAAUGGGUGCAAUAUAUUUAUAUACUCACACAUAAAUUGUCUUUUGAAAAUAUACAUUUUUGAGAAAAA
Molecule: messenger RNA, 8203 nt
Organism: Bacillus rossius redtenbacheri
Lineage: Eukaryota; Metazoa; Arthropoda; Insecta; Phasmatodea; Bacillidae
Gene: Rap2l
Product: ras-related protein Rap-2a
Exons: 1
Coding region: 181-726 (181 amino acids)
Biological process (GO): negative regulation of cell migration; Rap protein signal transduction
Cellular component (GO): plasma membrane
Molecular function (GO): GTP binding; GTPase activity; GDP binding
Source: RefSeq, a predicted model, not a curated record